Molecule: messenger RNA, 1096 nt
Organism: Ruditapes philippinarum (Manila clam)
Lineage: Eukaryota; Metazoa; Mollusca; Bivalvia; Venerida; Veneridae
Exons: 1
Coding region: 92-934 (280 amino acids)
Molecular function (GO): protein binding
Source: RefSeq, a predicted model, not a curated record
CAAGCCUGUGUCAUAUAAAAGGAGAUACAACCAAGGGUUGUGAGGGUUAGAGAAAUCAGCUUCUCAAACAUAAAGUUAUACGAAUACAAGAAUGAUGCGACUAACUUUCACAGUAUACGUUACAUUUGUGACAAUUUGCAUCGUGAGGUCAUCGAGAAUUCACGAGACAACCGAUAAUGAACUUAAUGAAAAAGUGAGGAAUAUAAUUGAAAAUAUUCUUCAAGAAAAGCAAAUAACAAAUGGAGGAGAAAAAAGUGGCAGAAAUGUGGACAUGAAAGUUGAAUAUCUUGAAAAUAAAUUCAAAGAAAUGGAAUCUAAGCUCGCGGAGCAAGAAAAAACUAUCGCCAGUCUGAAGAAUGUGAUAAAAAAGAUGGAGCAAGAAAAGGACAAAGAUAUCAUAAUAAAAGACUCAAAUGGAAGCAAACGUAAUAGCAGUAACAUUGUUGUCGAAGAAGAAGACACACGAGACGUAGACGUUAGUCAACUUAUUGCACCGGAAAGAAGAGCGAAGAGGGCAACAACAAAUAUUGCUUUUUCAGCUUACUUGACCCAUACGAAUUCUCAUACAGUUAUUGGACAACCAAUAAAAUUUGACCACGUGCUUAUCAAUGAUGGACAAGGCUAUAACAAUUAUACGGGCUCGUUCACCGCGCCUGUUGCCGGUGUUUAUUUAUUCACGUUCUCAAUCGACUCCGGAAAGACGACAUUUGUUAAACUUGUUGUUAAUGGCGUGAACCAAGUCGAUGUUAUUGCAAACCCUCACACAAACGUUGCUGACAAACGUCUCUCGCAUUCGAUGGGCGGAAAUACCGCCAUCGUGCGUGUGGCCCAAGGUGAUGCGGUAUUGGUGGAAACAUAUGAAACUGCAGACGGUCAGGUCUCAUCUAGUGAUACGUUCAGGCUCUGUACGUUUUCUGGCGUACUCCUCUACUAACUUUGACUUCUUGGGGGUAGAAAAGUUUAUCAUGUUCAUUUUGAGGCGGAGAUAAAACAAUAGAAAAUACUAUUUUGAAAGUUAGCCUUUUUACAAUCGAUUGACAGAUCAAAUAGUAUGAAUAUCAUUUGUAUUUUAAUGGAUUCCUUACAUUAAAGAUGA